AUGAAGACCGGGUAUUUGCAAACUAUCGAAAUCCCAUCUGAGAAUGAAAUCAUUAUCAAAGACCAAAUCUACGGCGAUCACAGAAUCACGGAGCCCGUCCUGAUCGAACUGCUGCAAUGUCCUGAGCUGACGCGUUUGAGAGGCGUCUGCCAGCACGGUAUCACAGGCCUACUGGGACUCAGUCCGACCGAGACCCGAUACGAGCACUCGGUCGGGGCAUUUCUACUCGUGCGCAAAGUCGGAGGCAGUCUCGAGGAACAAGUCGCCGGUUUACUCCACGACAUCAGCCACACGACACUCAGCCAUGUAAUGGACUGGGCGCUCUCCAAACCCGGUGAAAGUUUCCACGAAGUCCACAAAGAGCGGUAUAUUCGCACCACGCAGCUGCCGCAGAUCCUGACCAGGCAUGGAAUCGACCUGGACGUGUUCAAUGAAGAGCUGUAUCCUCUUGUUGAACGGCCGUCGCCUCGUCUCUGCGCCGAUCGGCUGGACUAUGCGCUACGCGAUACCUUGAUCUUUGGAAAGUUGUCCCUCGUCGAGGUGAGAGGUGUGUUUGAUUCUCUGACGGCGUUCCCGAGCGAGAACUCGCCCGACCGUCUCCUGACGCUGUCGGAUCCUAAGCUGGCGCUGUCGCUGGCCAGGGCAUACAUAGCGGUGGAUCGAGAGGUCUGGUGCAACGAGGCUCAUGUCGACAUGUACAGGCAGACGGGCCAGCUGAUUGGGGAUAUGGUGAGAAGGGGGGUCAUUGAAGAGGAGGUUGUUUGGAAACUGUCGGAUCAGGAUUUCUGGCAGCUCCUUCGCAGUAAGGCGGACCAGAAGGGUCGAGAAGUGAUGGAUCGGUUGGAGUCUGGGGUUUCUUCUGACAAGGAUCUACGACUGCCUCGAGCGGCAAAGAUUCGCACGAUUGAUCCGGAUAUUUUCUUCACGGACAUUUGCCCGCUGCCUUUAUCGGCGGUGUUUCCUGAAUGGGCUUCUGAACGACAGGAGUAUAUUUCGAGUCGUCAGGCCUUACUGGAAUAG
Aspergillus tanneri is the source of this 1020-nucleotide messenger RNA. RefSeq lists its product as uncharacterized. Bases 1 to 1020 code for a protein of 339 amino acids. The record is from RefSeq and is a predicted model, not a curated record. Gene Ontology annotation, molecular function: dGTPase activity. Gene Ontology annotation, cellular component: nucleus. The transcript has a single exon. Lineage: Eukaryota; Fungi; Ascomycota; Eurotiomycetes; Eurotiales; Aspergillaceae. Gene Ontology annotation, biological process: dGTP catabolic process.